UGAACCCAUAAAAAGAGCCAAAGUUGAACUUUUACCAGCAGCAGCAGAGCAGAACUCUCUCUGACAGACAGGCGACAGACAGGCAACAGACUGAAAAUGGCAACUAUUCGUCGACAAAUCCCUUACACACCAAAAGCUCCUAUCAGGCAGGGAGUAUACAGCCAGGCGGUGGUUGUGGACAGGACCAUGUACAUCUCGGGUCAGCUGGGUCUGGACGUGGCCUCUGGACAGCUGGUGGACGGAGGAGUGCAGGCUCAGGCCAAACAGGCUCUCAUCAACAUGGGGGAGAUCCUCAAAGCUGCCGGCUGUGACUACACUAACGUGGUGAAGACGACUGUGCUGCUCGCAGAUAUAAAUGACUUCAACAGCGUCAAUGAGGUCUACACCACAUUUUUCCGCAGCAACUUCCCCGCCAGAGCUGCCUACCAAGUGGCUGCACUCCCCAGAGGCGGACGGGUGGAAAUUGAGGCAGUCGCUGUCGUCGGCCCUCUCUCAGACUCCUGACUAACCGGCAGUAUGACGAACAAGCUGUAGUCAAAACCAUCAAGUGACCGUAUAGUUUCAACACAUGAAAGACCAAACUAGGAUCUUGUCGACUUUCCUUCUGAUAGUUAUGGAUUUUAGUAUUCAUUUGUUGCUCUGAAUGCACCUCUGGAAAACCACUGAUCUUUAGAUUAAACCCCUAAAUAACAGAGCAGCACUUAAUUUCACACCCUACGUACAGUGCAUACAUACAUGUACAUGAUAUAGACGGUGAUGAAAAUGUGAGAUUGUACCUCGAUCACCAGGCUAACUUUUCCACCACAGUGGUAAGAUUCAGUGUCAGGCGGACUUCCUGUCAGUGCUGUUUCUAGUUUAGAAACUCAUCUUUUGUUUUAUUACUGAGAAAAUGAACAUUUGAUUAAAAAAAGCAGCUUUCACAAAUAAAUAAAUGUGAUUAAACCCCUUAAAUCUUGAAUGGUUAUUCACCUUAAAACAUAACUCUGCAUCCCUUAUUAAGAUGUCAAUAAAAGUUCCCGUAUUAAAUGUGAUUUUUGUUUAACGUGGCCUUUUUA
This is a messenger RNA of Scomber japonicus (chub mackerel), 1055 nucleotides long. RefSeq names its product reactive intermediate imine deaminase A homolog (gene rida). Lineage: Eukaryota; Metazoa; Chordata; Actinopteri; Scombriformes; Scombridae. Gene Ontology annotation, cellular component: cytosol. The record is from RefSeq and is a predicted model, not a curated record. Gene Ontology annotation, molecular function: deaminase activity. The transcript has 6 exons. The coding region runs from base 97 to 504 and encodes 135 amino acids.